This is a messenger RNA of Pezoporus occidentalis (night parrot), 12095 nucleotides long. It is a transcript of the gene KCNB1, whose product is annotated as potassium voltage-gated channel subfamily B member 1. The record is from RefSeq and is a predicted model, not a curated record. NCBI's taxonomy places the organism in Eukaryota, Metazoa, Chordata, Aves, Psittaciformes, Psittacidae. Bases 941 to 3529 code for a protein of 862 amino acids. Gene Ontology annotation, cellular component: axon; voltage-gated potassium channel complex; neuronal cell body membrane. Gene Ontology annotation, biological process: potassium ion transmembrane transport; action potential; protein homooligomerization. The transcript has 3 exons. Gene Ontology annotation, molecular function: protein binding; delayed rectifier potassium channel activity.
AUGAGGGCUGUUGCGGUGAGAAUAAGGGCCCAGUUCACUCCUCAGCCACAGAGGAAUGUGCAGCCGUUCUGAGCUCAGCUGCUCCUGGCUCAGCAAGCAGGGCCUGGGAAGCAAUAGGGGCCCUGCUGGGAUUAUCAGUGCUCUCUGCUCAUCACUUUUUUUCUGGCACCAAUCCCUGCUCCUGUUUUCAUGGGUGAUACCACCGGGAGCUGGAGAAUGACUGGAACAGACCUAUCCCCUUAAGGAAGGAUGCUCUGGCUAUCCCCACUGUGCUAGGUCCCUUCUAGACGUCUCCAAGCUGGAAGUCAGCCCCGGGGCGGUGGGGCCCAGCCAGGAAAGCGUUAACCUUCCCUGCAAUGCUGCAUCCCAGCUCACGGUGGAGCUGCCUUCCUCUCUUCCACCCCCAACUUCCAAUUCACUCCAAACAACUCCGGGACAGAAUUGCAGGGAAAAGCUGGAGGCUCAGACUAGACUUGUUGAUCUCCGUUCCGAGGCAGCAGAAGGAAGCACCGAAGCUUUCCUUUGUGUCUGCACCGAGAGAGAGCCUGGGGGGGGCGGGGGCAGAUGCGGUUUCGGCGUUGACUGUAGGCAGGAGUGAGGAGCCGCCGCCGAGGGAAGGCCUUGGAAGGCUUCCUUGCGAAGGAUCCGAUUUACCUCGUUUCCCUUCCCCUCCCCCAGGGCUCCGCGGACAGCCGGGAGCGCUGCCGCCAUCCCUCCUCCUUGAGGCUGCCCGCGGGGGGAUGCGAGCGGGGCCGCCGCUGCUGCCCGCCCCGCCGCAGGAUGUAGCCACCCUCGGCCCCGCACAGCCCCGCACCGCCUCGCUGGGAGCCCGCAGGAGGAGCUCUGGGGCAUGGAGGGGAAGGAGAGGUGAGGAGAGCCGGUCCCCGCGCACCCUGCCCCACGCCGCACCUUGGAGCGUCCAGCCUGAGGGGGACCAGAGAUGCCUCUGGGGAUGAAUAAGCAUGGAUCUCGCUCUACUACCUCUUUGCCUCCGGACCCCACCGAGAUCGUCAGGAGCAAGGCCUGCUCCCGAAGGGUCAAGCUCAACGUGGGGGGGCUGGCCCACGAGGUUCUCUGGCGGACCUUGGACAGGUUGCCGCGGACCAGGCUGGGUAAGCUCAGAGACUGCAACACACACGACUCCCUUAUGGAGAUCUGUGAUGACUACAACCUGGAAGAGAAUGAGUACUUCUUUGACAGGCAUCCCGGGGCAUUCACCUCAAUCUUGAACUUCUACCGUACUGGCAAGCUGCACAUGAUGGAGGAGAUGUGCGCCUUGUCCUUCAGCCAGGAGCUGGACUACUGGGGGGUGGAUGAGAUCUACCUGGAGUCCUGCUGCCAGGCCCGCUACCACCAGAAAAAGGAGCAGAUGAAUGAGGAGCUGAAGAGAGAAGCCGAGACACUGAGGGAAAGGGAAGGGGAGGAAUUUGAUAACACUUGCUGUGCUGACAAAAGGAAAAAGCUCUGGGAUCUCCUGGAGAAGCCCAACUCCUCCGUAGCUGCCAAGAUUUUGGCAAUCAUUUCCAUCAUGUUUAUUGUACUAUCUACAAUUGCCUUGUCCCUUAACACACUUCCUGAACUACAAGGCAUGGAUGAAUUUGGGCAGACCACAGAUAAUCCCCAACUUGCCCACGUGGAAGCAGUGUGCAUUGCAUGGUUUACAAUGGAAUACCUCUUGCGGUUCCUAUCGUCGCCUAAGAAAUGGAAGUUUUUCAAAGGCCCGCUGAAUGCAAUUGAUUUGCUAGCUAUCUUACCGUACUAUGUCACUAUCUUCCUCACAGAAUCCAAUAAAAGUGUACUUCAGUUCCAAAAUGUACGACGAGUAGUCCAAAUAUUUCGGAUUAUGAGGAUACUCCGGAUUCUAAAGCUUGCUCGGCACUCAACAGGUUUACAGUCCUUGGGGUUUACACUGAGGAGGAGUUACAAUGAGCUUGGAUUACUCAUCCUGUUUUUGGCCAUGGGCAUUAUGAUCUUUUCCAGCUUAGUGUUCUUUGCAGAAAAGGAUGAGGAUGAUACAAAAUUCAAGAGCAUCCCAGCUUCUUUCUGGUGGGCAACAAUCACCAUGACAACAGUAGGCUAUGGAGACAUCUACCCCAAAACACUUUUAGGUAAAAUAGUAGGAGGACUGUGUUGCAUCGCUGGAGUGCUGGUGAUCGCUCUUCCCAUCCCAAUUAUUGUCAAUAACUUCUCUGAGUUCUACAAAGAGCAGAAGAGGCAGGAGAAAGCCAUUAAGCGCAGGGAAGCUCUUGAAAGAGCAAAAAGGAACGGCAGUAUUGUUUCCAUGAACAUGAAGGAUGCGUUUGCCCGUAGUAUAGAACUCAUGGACAUCGUGGUCGAAAAGAAUGGAGAAAGCAUAGCCAAAAAGGAUAAAGUUCAGGACAAUCAUUUAUCUCCCAGCAAAUGGAAAUGGACCAAGAGAACACUCUCUGAAACUAGCUCUAGUAAAUCUUUUGAAACUAAGGAACAAGGGUCUCCAGAAAAAGCCAGGUCAUCUUCAAGUCCCCAGCAUCUGAAUGUCCAACAGCUAGAGGACAUGUAUAACAAAAUGGCAAAGACGCAGUCCCAGCCAAACCUUAAUACAAAGGACUCGAGUCAACCUGGAAAGCAAAAGGAAGAGCUAGAAAUGGAAACCCUUCCUGGCCCUAUGGUGCCCUUGCUGACGACUCGCACUGAUGGGAUCAUUGACAUGAGGAGCAUGUCCAGCAUCGACAGCUUCAUAAGCUGUGCAGCAGAGUUCCCUGACUCCGGAAGGUUUUCCCACAGCCCGCUCGCUACCAUUCCCUGCAAAGGUGGCAUUAACAUGAUUCAGGAGCAGAGCAGGCCAGAGGGGAGCGGUGCCAGAUAUGUGGACAUGAACCCGAGCUCCGAAGGCAGCCACCGUUCUGCUUUUUUCAUAGAGAGUCCCAAAAGCUCGGUAAAGGCCAGUAACCCUUUAAAACUAAGAUCUCUGAAAGUCAACUUUAUGGAAGAGGACACCAGCACAUUAGUACCAGCAUCAAAUGUACUGAGAAUAUAUUCAGACCCCCUUAAGAGCCGGGGAGCUGCUGCUGCUGGCACAGAUACUUCCUUACUCUCUGACAGGUCUCUCAUGAGCCCAGAACCCUCCAUCUACACAACCGCGAGUGCGAGAACACCCCCAAAGUCACCAGAGAUGCAGUCAGCCAUAGCUUUCAACUUCCAUGAUGCUGGUAUACACAAAUACAUAGAUGCUGACACUGAUGAUGAAGGUCAGCUGCUUUAUGAUUCAAGUCCACCCAGAAAUGUGAGUCCCAAGUACAAUGUUACAAACAGUGGCUAUCUAAAGCAAAAAGACAAUGUUUAUAGAACAGACAAGAACCAUCUAGAAGCUGCUGCUUUACCCACCUCCCCUAAGCUGAUAGGGCAAAACUGCAUUUACUCUAUGGAAGGUAUCACUGGAAGAACCCAGGGCAAUCAGGAGACUGUCAGACUAGAAAAUCACAUUUCCCCAGAAGUCCACGUGUUACCAGGCAGUGGAGGACAUGCUAACACACAUGAUCAAAGCAUCUGAGAUGGGCUCCAAAAGAACUAACUGAAAGUUUAAAGGAAUGUCUUUAAAGUCAACACAAAAAAAAAAGAGCUUCUGCAUGGCAUGAACUUGGCUGAAACAAGCUACCUGUUUCUAAAAGUCUGGGGGAGGUCCAGUGUGGGUUUGUGAAAAUGUCCUUCUCUGAAACAACUCUAAAGACGUUGCCCACAUCAGUCAAAAGUAAGGAUUGCAAAUCAUGAUCACACAUUGAUCUCCUUUCAUGUUGUCCAGUGAAGCCAAUGUGACCAAAUAUCCAUCCAUUCCCCUUGAACACUAGAGCUCCUUUUGGAAAUAUUAAUAUCUGAUUUGCAUUAGUUCCAUAAAGGAUGCCAAGGCAGCCAGAUUUGAACUCUGGAAUAAAUUGCUGGGGUUGGUAUAAAGCUAUCAAAAACACAAUGCUCACUGCUUUAGGGCAGCUGUUCCCCAUCUACAUCUUUCUCUGAUGGAUAUUAUGUCUAAGGGUAACAGGGAACACUUGCAGUAUUGGAAAAUCUAAGUGAAAACCACUUAAAACAAAUAACAGUCUAGAGAAACCAAUUAUUAAAAUGCUCUGUGUGUGUUUAAACAAUAUGAUAUCCUGUAGGACCUGACGUUUUCUUUUGAAGUAUCAGCAGGGUGAGUUGCACCACUUGUACCUAAUUCCAAACAUCCCCUAGAACAUAGUGAAACUUGCACUUACCCUCUGCUAGAGAUCGAUACCUGCCCCAGGGCCAGCGCGUGGCCCGCGGGGGGACCCACAGCCCACGCUGGGAAGGUGUGAAGGAGCCAUGCAGAAGCAGGACUCUCCGGAGGCAUCGCAGCCAGACUCCCUUCCCGGUGCCGGGGAGCAUGGGGCUGGAAGGAGAGCUCCGCUCUCGCCUUGCCCUUCCGUGGUGGGGAGAUGCUCGCUGCCCUGCCCCACGGGGACGUGCCGGGGGUACCGGGGUGGCUCCCAGGCCUCCCCUUCCCACCGGCACGCUGACUCCAGGUCAGCCAAAGUCUCGCCCUUGGCGUAGGAGAGGAACCGGUCGGUUUGAAGCUUUUUGCGCCCGAGCGGCGCAGUGAAAGAUAUGCAAGUGUAACAUAAAUAUGCAAAUAGAGGGAUUCGUUAGCGACCCGCCCCGGGCCUGGCUGUGCUCUCUCUCGUGAGGAUGUCGGGCAGGAGAGGCUCCUGUGAAGCUGUAGCACGAAGCAGCUGCGAGAGACAGGAGACUCAGGCCUGAUGUUUUAAUAACAUCCAGUCAUUUUUAAAUGAAACAAGAAAAGAAAAAAAAAAAAGAAAAAGAAAAAAAAAAGGGAUCUGACCAUUUUAAAUGAACAGAACUAGCAGCCACCAGCCUAGGUUUUUAAAAUCUUAUUGUUUCAAUAAAGUUAUGUCAAAUUGUGUAGGAAAUAAUUUGUCUUUGGUUUUUAAUCUCGGGAGGGGGGGAAAAGCACUUUACGUUGACUUUCUGUUGUUGUUGUUGCGAUGCUGGAGUAGGAUAGCAGAGUGUAACAAUCAAGCACUUUAACCAAGCACUACUUUAAUUUGUGCCUCCUGUUGUGACCGUGAUUUGUUACACGCCUGUAGCAAGUCACAACCUGUCCUGUGAUAACUGUGAUGGUAAUCCUUUAUGUUGUUCUCUGUUUCUACUGUAAAAACUCAAUUGUAAAUAACUCUGUCAAUGAGCGUUUCCUGACCUAUCUCUGAGUACCUGCCGGGGCAUGUAACGAUCUGCACGCAGCAGGUCCAGGGACGUGCUGAGACACGGGACGUGGGAGCAGAGGCGCACAGGCGGGAGGAAGACCCCCGAGCCGCUCGAGCCCGCAGCAUUUUGUUCCUACCUAUUGUAAAAACAAAAGCCGUUGGUUAGUCCUGAAUGUAAACGUCUGUCCGUCCUAGCUGUAGAGUACUUCUGUCUGUAAUCCGUAAUAGUGAAUGCAGCAUGUACGGACAAAAGCAAUAAGCACAUAUAUGUUUUAGGAACUAUUAUGGGUUACAGUGAUAGCUUUGUUAGGUCUCUCCUUGGCACAAAACUGUACACACGUUGGCAUUAACUCUGCUCUGCUCAGCCGACCCCAUCCCCGGGUGGUGGGACACAGCCCGAGGUACCCGCUCAGAAGUCGUCCUUGUGUCGCAGCAAGGCGAGACCCUGGGGAAGGCACAGUAAGACCUGAGCCACCACCUCAGGAAUUAGCCUGCUAGCAGAGAAAGAGACCUCGUGCCAUGCCAAGAGUGACACGGGAGGCACUCAAAGUGAGUCCAAGGCACCUAUGUGUGCAAGUGAUACUCUCCAGAGUAUUUACACAGGGCCAAUUCCUGAGGUUCAUUAACUUUUACUCUGCCUUCCCUCAGCCAACACCACCGUUCCUCUGAGUGGGCUCUUUGCCUGGUGAAGGACUUUAGGAUUUGGCCAUAGUAUAUACAAGUGUACUUAGAGGAACCUGUGUAUUGCUGAGAUAUUAGUUAAGAUCGAGUCGUCACAAAAAAAGUCAAGUGACUUUCCAGCAGAUAAGCUUUAAAUACUGAUUUAUUCUGUGGCUUUCCGAGGCCAUGGAGCAGCAAUGAGAAAUCUUAAAGAAAACAGUCUUAACAUAAUCUCUAUGUUUCAGUGAUCAUUCAUGUCUGCCAUCAGCACAAAUGUAAAAAGAGGAAAAAUCAGGGAAAAAUUUUUUGAUAAAGUAAGUAAUAGUGAAUUCCAAGUUAAAUAUUUUUAGAGCUGAUGCUUUCACAUGGGAAAAAAAAGUCAUAUUUUACAUUUCACAAAAGUGAACGUAUUUAAAUAUAGCCAUAUAGUGUAGUAUCUACCACACUCUCAUCCAAAUUAGUGUAUUUGGUUAUAGAUGGCACUGACAAAAAUGUAUAGAUCAACAAUUCUAUCAUUUUAUAACUGAUAAUCAACUGGUGCAACUCUCCUUGUAACCAAAGGCCCUCUGUCUGCCUUGUGUGAUCACUCAUGACACACACCUUAUAUCAUCUAUUUAGUCCUACCUUUAAAGUAGCAUUUUAUUGAGUCACUUUUGAAAGCCAGAUUCAAAAGUAUCAUUAAAAAUCUACCUUUUAAGUCUGAAUAGCCAAAGUCCUAUAGAUUUCUUAUAGAAAGCAAAUAAUUUAAAAUUAAGCAUAUAAUAUGCUUGAAGAGCAUUUCUUUCUUAUCUGUGUAUGAAGAUGUAGCUCUCAUUUUGUGCCCAGUUAAAAAGGAAGUAUGUUUAAUUUAUUUUAAUGAAAUAAAGUCUGAAUAUGAAGUAUGUAUCUAUAUAUGUGUGUGUGUGCAUAAUACACAUAUAUAUAAUGUAAGCACUGGGAAAUCUACUCUGACAUAAAGCUAUGAUAGACUAAAUCUGUACUCAUUACAAAAGGAAAGGCAGUGCUUUGAAAACAUAACGCUCACCAAAUCCUAUAGACACUAGAAAGACGAUUUCAUUUUAUAGUUUGUUUGACACGUUUCCCAAAGCUCAUAACAGUUGGGGAAAAUAUGCAAUAUCUCUUGCAUCGAGCUAAAGCGUGCAGUUUAAUCACUGAUAUUUGGCAUUCAGGUCUGCGAAUUUACUGUGCAUCAUGUAUCAAGCAAGCUGACAGAGUUUCACCUGCUGCUGCAGAAGACAUCAUAUCUGAAAGGACUAUGUAUGUGUGAUGUCUGCGCUUGCUUGUACCUUACGCCAUCAACAUAGUUUUUAAUACAUAUAUAUAAAUAUAUAUAUAAAUAUACAUAUGCAGAAGGAAUGGGUGCAGUUUUCUUAACCAGGAGGCAAAGAUCCUUUGAGUUUUAGCCUUGAACAUGGGAAAACAGCAGUCACAUUGCAGUAGAUUUCUCAGUGCCUUUUCUUAGAACCUUCACCUAAGCACACUUACAGAACAACAAAAACAAAACAAAAGAGUCUCCUGUGAAAUCCAUGUUUUUCUAAGAGCUUUGGAAGUCAAUAAAGGUAGAAGAAGGAAAAAAAAAAUAAAGGAGGAAAAGAAAACCCGCGGAACGCACAUUCCCUUCCUGAACAUGCCGUGUGUCAAAUGCCGGGGAAUAUCUGUCUGUGCAAGUCACGCAGAAACACAUCCGAGGCGGUCGGUUUCUUUGGCAACUAUGGCUGUGAUAAACUGUAGCCUUUUCUUCCCUUGCAGCUAAUAAGAUACACAUUUCUAAGGAAAACAUAUUCUCUUCUGUAAAAUUGUAAUGUAUUGUUAAUAUUUGUACCUAUUGUAUAUUUAUGUCUUGACAGAAUUAUGACUGGUACAGUUUAUAGUAAAUAACAAGGGUAUUUAAAACUCAUCACAAAGACAAGGUUUCUAAAGCCAAGUUCUCUCUCUCUGUCGGUAAGCUCCACAUAAGAUGAUCUCCAACAGUUUUUAACGCCUCAUUUUAAAGUGAAUAGUAGAAUUACUGAAUAAAGUAGCCAAGCAAUUGGCACCGAUGCCCUCCUGUGCAGCUCAGUCGGGAGCGAGAUGGGGAGGUGGGCUUCCCCGGUGACUCCAAAUUAACUCCAACUUCUUCAUGUUUGGUCAGUCACUUCUGCUUACGGUAAUGAGACCGAACAAGUGUUACCUUAGGUUGCUUUAGGAUCACCCACUUGGGGAGAAUAUGGCUUUAAAUAGUUCUUGAAUAAAGUACAGAUGUUCUAGUUACUUCUGUACCUCCUGUUUGCCAUUGUGUUGGCUUUAUAAGUAUCUGAUGUAUGGAAAAGUCAUGUGACUUUCAUGCAUUCCAGAGUAGUCUAUUUUUCUGUUCAGAUUUAAAAAAAAAAAAAAUUAUAUAUAUAUAAAAAUAUAAAUAUAUAUCUGUAUUUUUAGCAAAUUUAUAAUAGGGCAAUCAAGUCAGAUUUCUUCUUUUUGUAUUACAGAAUAAUAUAUUAGAUGCUUUCUUGGUGUCCAUUUACAUAGCUGAUCCCCUAACCUUUCUGUUGUCGCUAUUUCUUUUGUCCUGAAAAACACCUGCAACAUUCCUCCUGGAAGUGCGUCUGCGAAAGGUCACUGAGCUGUCUGAUGUUGUCGUGUUCUCGUGUUUUCCUGUUUGUGGCACUUCGAAAUAACCAGGGACUGGCUAUGGAAACUAGGAUGUUCCUUCUGAGAAACAGAGGGGGCCAGACUCUGCCCUCAGCUAUGGCAGCAUAAAUGCCAGUGAAUGAAUGCCCCUGGCUUCAGUGCUAGCCACAGCCUGGACUUCAGUGUUUUUCCAGAUUUAUGUCGAUUAAGCAGAGAGCAUAAAGAAGAGACGGGGUUUGAAUCUGACUGUCUCAAUAAUUGUGAUGGAGUUGGGAUAAGCAUCAAAAUUCAGGCUCUUAUUGUAAGGCAGUGACCUGAUGAUGCUCAGGCAAAGCUCCCGCCUUCGGGGGAGUUUUUCCUGAGUUAAAACAGACGGGUCAAGACUUUCAUUUUGCACUGGGCUUUGGAAUUUCUAUUUUCAGUCCCAGACAACAUCAGGAAACGAGAAAACAAAAUUAUGGGGGAAUGAAAAACCUGGAUGUAAGCGUUGAGAAAGGGACUGGAUUUGGAUUUGGUUAUGGUAAAGUCUGUCCAUGUAUCUGCUUACUGAACAAUCUUUCUUGCUCCUUUAUAGAUGUACCAUCACAUACAUUGAAUAAAAAGCCCAUGAGAUAAAUACUCCUCCUGAAGCUAUCUCAUGGCCUGUUGAAGUUCAGCAUGACAAAGAGCUUCAGACCAGCUCUGCACAAACAUUUCCUUUUGAAUCCACUUAACAAUCUGGUCAUUGACCAUGGGUUUUUUUCCAAAGAUGGAGUUUUGGUCCUAUCUCCUUUUGUUUGUUUCUGUGAUUUUCUUACAUGCACGACACGCCAGCCAAUAAACCCAAAACCGAAUUAAUUUGGGAAAACGUGCUUCAGAAGGCACAGAUGCCACCUGAAUGAACAGAACAACCAGCAGACAAAGUUUUGCAUUUGAUUAUGUAUCAGCAAGACCCAUUCACACAUGGAGGUAUUAAAGCUGGCUGGGCUUUUUCUUUCUCUAAAGGCAGUUAACGCAGUAGCCCACCAUACCUACCAUCAACGGUCACAUAAAUCCCUUCAAAAGGCAUUUUCCAUAUCAGUAAGCAUGUUUGAGCUUAGUCAACAAAACCACAGAAAGCUUCUAGUCAGACCAGUCUUAAAUUCGCCCCCGCAGGUAGCCCUCCCACAGCACAACAGAAACAACCCAAAUACCAACCUUCUAAGAAGACAUGGUUAUUUUCCAGCAUGUGUUUCGCACCCCAUGCUGAUGAGAUUCAGGCUCUUGCACUGACACUUUGCCUUGGCCGGACAAAGGAAACCUUAGGAAAAACUGAAAGUCUGCAUUCAGGACGUGAUCCCCUUUGUUGCUGGUGUUACCUAAGCCACAAAUAAGUGUCCUUUGACACCAAUGGUAGGGUGCCACAAGUGUUCAUAUCUGUAAAUACUACUCAGAAUUUUGCUUUGCUUGAUUCUGGCUUCAUCGCACAAGAAGUUUUCAGUCUAGAGGCUUAGAAGAGAAAGCUUCAUUUUUCUUUUUAACUAGAAAUAAUACUAUUGGUAUUCUGUAGGACUGAACAACGAUUAACCUUUGACAGUUUUAAAGGGGUCUUUUCAAGACUGUAGUGACACUACCCUCAAAAACUAAUAAUCUGGCUGGGCUCAGUACAAAGACCCUCCCAAACUAGAGCCUGGUGGAAACCAGGGAGCCAAAUUUGCACAAAAUGCCAAAUUCUUUGCUGCUAUAAGUAAAAGCCCACUGAGGUCAAUGGAGCUGUGCCCCAUUUAACCCACUAAUGAAUUUGGCUCCGUAUCUCUAAAAGCUAAGAGAAAACUAAAAGCUCUCUAUGACCUCAGGGCUGGAGGUGUCUGUCCACAGCACCUACAAGGAAACCAGUAGGGUGAGGGAACUGGAAACAGAGACAGGUCAGUGAAAGCCUGGGAAAGGAAAGAAUCCUUUAGGCAAGAGGAUGAUCAUCAUGCUAUCCCAAUCUUGACUGAGCAUCCCUCCAUGUCAGCUCACUCUUCAUGGGCUUGAUGCCACAAGUGGCAUCCCAAACUCACAGAUGACUGUCCCUACAGCAGUCCCAACAAGCUCAGCCACAUGGUUCACUCUCAGCCUUCAGUCCAGCCCUCAGCUGCUGGGAGGACACUACUGGCAGAGGCGCCAUCGGUUACCUUUAAUUGUGAGGCAACCUCUGGACCUAUUGGUAAUCUUCAUUUAAGACCAUUUUAGGAUUCAUCAGUUCUUCUCUACUCUCUGUAUUUCAUUUAGCAGCUCUGCCCUUUAUGCCUCUUCUAUCUGUUACAUGUCACUGCAUCAAAGUACUAUUAGCCACUCACUGGCUCACACGACCACUGGGAUUUGUUUUGUCGGCUUGUGGCAAAGAUGGAGAACCUUUGUUUCCCCAUUCUUUCUGGCUUUUUGGCUGUGGGUGCAGAAGAUUGCUUUUGCAUUGAAACAUUCCCCACUGGUGGGUUUGGCUGGGAGGGUUUGGGGAGAGCAGCAUUUCCAUGUUCCCUUGAACUCUGAAGCCAUGACUCUGCAAUCAGAAAGGCCAGCCACAGCUACCAACCAAACUCACUUUCCAACUAGAUUAGCAUGAAAAAAUACACCCCAACUUACUGCAGCAGAAUCCUGCUUUCUAAAUCAGGCGUGAAGCAGUUCCUGAAUGGGGAGAAAACACUUAAUGAGGCACUGUUGCAAGUGCUGUUUAAUAACAACUCCAUGCCUACAGAAGGAUGCCAGGUGGUGUUUGGCUGUGCUGCACAUUGUGGCUGCUCAGUGCUUCACAGGGCUGGGGAACAGCUCAGGUCUUCCUUCUCCAAAAGCACAGGACAGCUGCUGGGCCUGAAGAGCAGCCCAUGAGCCCUGGGCAAGGGCUUCCCAGUGUCAUCUCCAAAGGGCAGCAGUGAGCAUCCAUAGUCACUGAAAGAUAAGAAAGCUGCAGGGCUCCCUUUAAAAUAAAAAUGUGAUAUUUAACAACAGAUAAAACCUGGGAAAAUGUAAGUUUCCUGUGGCUCUGCUAGUACAUGUUGAUCGAAUUGCUUCUGUCUCUGGAAAUUGAAACUGACUGUGACCCAGCUUGAGAAAAGGCAGAACACGACAGGUUUCUCCAUUGCCUUGCACUUCAGUUAGUUUUUAACCUGUGCAAUGGGGAAGCAAUGGGGAAUCCAGUUCCGUGUGUCUGUAAUGAAGGGCAGUGCUUCGUGCCUCUGCCCAACAGCCCAGCCACUCCUGCACGACUUGCACAAUCUCUUCGUUGGGUUAUAUUGGAUCAAUCCAAGGGGCAAUGCGUCAGCAGAUGUUUUCUCCCCUUUUAAGCAAUGUUUCAAUACCCUGGCACUCUGGGGCGAUUGCAGCAACAUUAGCCAUAUACUGGUGUACUUAGAGUCUAACAUUUUUUGUACCUUUGAUUUAGUCAUUCUUUGUUGAAGUUUCUUGACCUCUCCAGUUGUUUCCGUAAACAAAUUAUUACAAAAACUAAUAAAAAUCAGUGUCUUGAUAUGCAUGUAGUAGUAUGAAACUGUGAUCAAUGUGUGACAUUCAGAAACUGUACUGUCUUGUAAAAUAUGUCCAAAUGUCUAAGGAUUUUAAAGCAAUGGUCCCUUACUACAGACUACAGAAAUAAAUAAAAAGGUAUGGAUAAAACCAAAA